UGUAAAAAGAAGAAACGGUCUUAAGAACCCGGCUAAUCGUGUUUGCUGCCUUGGAAAACAGUCAUGGUGAGAACAAAGCGUCUGUGAACACGGGUUUAUGGGCAUUGGUGUUUCCCCGCAACGUCUUAGUAGACUGAAUGCCACAAAACAGAACCACAGAGGCACGACUACUUAAUCAAGCCACUGUAAUGGGCAAUACCAUUUCUGCAGCCCAAAACACAGCCAGUGUCAUCACAAGUGUAGGAGGAGGAAAGGAAGCCAGCCAUGUCAUUUCAGAGCUUCCAUCAACCCAUGCCUCCAUGGACAUCUCAGAAAUCCCAUCAUCUUACUCCUCUAUGGAUAGCAUAGAGCUCCCACCAUCCCAUGCCACCGUGGACGCCUCAGCCCAGCCCCCAGCAGAGUGUCCAAUGCAUAGGCCUCAAGUGGCUCCACCUUCAGAGUGUCCUAUGCAUAAGCAAAAUGUUGAGGCCAUUGCUCCUCCUUCAGAAUGCCCUAUGCACAGAGGAGAGAAUCAACAGAGCUUUCCAUCUGAGUGUCCCAUGAGUGGAGGCAAAGGCAGUGGCCCAGCACACCAGGCAGGACUUCACUAUGGUAAAGAACAUGCUGGAAAGUAUGUGGACAUCAACCCAUUGAAUAUGGAGGCCUAUCCUAACCAGAAGCCUGCACCUGACCAACCCUUUGAGCUGCCCACAGAAAGACAGGUCUCAUCAAUCCCCAAAGCUGAUGGAAAUGGGGAGAAUUGGGUCUACCCAUCACCACAGAUGUUCUGGAAUGCAAUGCUCAGAAAAGGGUGGCGGUGGAAGGACGAUGACCUCAACAAACAGGACAUGGAUAACAUCAUUCGUAUCCACAACAUAAACAACGAGAUGGCAUGGCAGGAGGUGCUGCAAUGGGAGUCACUGCACAAACAUGAGUGUGGCAAUCCCAAGUUGAAGCGUUUUGGAGGAAAGGCCUCUGAUUAUUCACCUCGUGCCAGGAUGAGGAGUUGGAUGGGGUAUGAGCUGCCGUUUGACCGCCACGACUGGAUAGUGGACCGCUGUGGGAAGGAGGUGCGCUACAUCAUCGAUUACUAUGAUGGUGGUCCUGUUGACACAGAGAGCCAUCGCUUUGCCAUCCUGGAUGUGCGGCCAGCCAUGGACUCCUUUGAAAAUGUGUGGGACCGUAUGGUGGUGGCCUGGUGGAGGUGGACCCACAGAGGAGAGUAGGCUGCACAUCCUCUAACCCCUUACCUUCCUUUUCUAUAUAGUUUGCAUUCUGCUCAAGCUGUGUUAUAUUCUGCUGUUGCUGAUUAUGAGAAAAGAUUUUCCUGGUUUUGAAUACUCUUGAGCAACAGUUGUAGUUGAAAGUCACCACAAAAGUUGUCAAAUGUACAGAUAGGAUGGAUUGCAAUUCAUGCUUUCUUUUUUUUUCUUACUGUUAUGAAACUGUUUACAACUGGUGAUAACUGAAAAUGCUUGGGUGACAGAGAAGAGUAGGAUUCUUAAACCCAUCUUCUCUCUUGGUAAUAAGGGAGGUGGGUAUGAUUAGGCAAGGGAAGAAUAAGGGAAGAAUAAUUGCUCACUGAUAAAGAGCAACUAUGUAUAGUCCUUUAGUGGUGGCUAUGGCAGCAGCAGCACGAGUAACAGCACUUAUUUCAUCAGAUACAGUAUUCCUUUGAGAGCUUUAAAUUGUAUAGUUUUCCUACAAGUGUCAAGGCACUGUUUUGUAUUUUACACUUAUUUUUUUCCAGAUGAUGUUGCAGUUACUUUCACUGAUUGGUAGUUCAUGCUGCACACUGGAGCACAUAAUGGUGUUCUUGUGAAUGGAAGUCUUGCUGUCAUGUAGAACAAGGCUGACCAACCAACCAAUCUGGUUAGUGGAAAAUAAUUACUCCAGUGUUUGUGUAUGUGUAAAUAGGAUGUACAAAAAUUAUUGUAUUAAAGGUUGAUGCCACUGUUA
This is a messenger RNA of Scylla paramamosain (green mud crab), 1938 nucleotides long. RefSeq names its product holocytochrome c-type synthase-like (gene Cchl). Gene Ontology annotation, molecular function: holocytochrome-c synthase activity. Gene Ontology annotation, biological process: cytochrome c-heme linkage. NCBI's taxonomy places the organism in Eukaryota, Metazoa, Arthropoda, Malacostraca, Decapoda, Portunidae. Gene Ontology annotation, cellular component: mitochondrion. The record is from RefSeq and is a predicted model, not a curated record. The coding region runs from base 138 to 1205 and encodes 355 amino acids. The transcript is spliced from 6 exons.